Molecule: messenger RNA, 684 nt
Organism: Tigriopus californicus
Lineage: Eukaryota; Metazoa; Arthropoda; Copepoda; Harpacticoida; Harpacticidae
Exons: 4
Coding region: 128-589 (153 amino acids)
Source: RefSeq, a predicted model, not a curated record
GGAAACUUUCUCUUGGGGUCACUGGGGGCAGGAACAAAGACUUGUUAUAGAAGUUUACCCACCCCCCACCAAGUAAUCUUUGAAGAGGAACGCUUCUUAUUUGAGGGUGUCACUUCAGCGCAGAAACAUGUCUGACAUUGAAAUUGAAUUCUCUCCUACCGAGGAGUUCGGCUUUUGGUUGGAUGAGAUGGAGGACAAAUCUGUGGCCCUCACGAAGAAGCCAUCCACUCGAGUUGAAGCUUGUCAGCUUUUGGCCAGCACACAAAGUCUGAAGGAAAACAUCCUACGGAAAGAGAUCCCCAAAGAACUUCUGGAGAUUGAUGAGGAUGACACGAAGCUCUUUGAUCUUGUCGAUCGAUACAACGCUUUAAGGGAGGCGGUGGAAGAUCAAUUGUCAAAGGCUGAAACGUUAAGUUCGUGUUGGAACAAGCUCAAUAGCAACAUGAGCGAGCUAUCAAGGGCACUAAGUGCGGGUGGGGCCAACAAAUUGACCGUGGAGAAACUCGAGACUUCUUUGAACGAGUUGAAAGAGAUGUUCAAGGAAAGAGCCACCAUCAUGGAGAAUCUCACGCCAGGCGGUGAAUGUUGAUCCCGACACUUUUUUCAUUCAUUUGCACUUGUGCUUCAAAACCUCCGAUUUGCUUUUGCCUUUUCCACCUUUUCGACCAAUAAAUCCUAUGCGAC